Messenger RNA from Daphnia magna, 2425 nucleotides. Its product is annotated as kinesin-like protein KIF12. Gene Ontology annotation, biological process: microtubule-based movement. The record is from RefSeq and is a predicted model, not a curated record. NCBI's taxonomy places the organism in Eukaryota, Metazoa, Arthropoda, Branchiopoda, Diplostraca, Daphniidae. The coding region runs from base 85 to 2034 and encodes 649 amino acids. The transcript is spliced from 13 exons. Gene Ontology annotation, molecular function: ATP binding; microtubule motor activity; microtubule binding.
CGAGAGUCGACUGGGAAGGAAAUGAUCAGUAAGUCGUUCGUCACUAAUCAUUAAGAGGAGAAAUAAAUUCGCCAGAGACUCAACAUGGGACUGACAAGAAAUGGAAAGAAAGGAUCUGUACGACGAGCCACCUCUUCCGAAGGGUUUGGAAGCGCUUCGACUUAUUCAAAUACCAGUUCGUUCGGAUCACUGGCCGAUUUAGGCAAUGACAACGGCGUUGAUGAUUUGGGUAAUAUUAGCGUCGUUGUCAGAGUGCGACCAUUAAGCGAAAGGGAAAUCCAACGAAACGAUGACACCAUCAUUCAAGUGGUCAGUCAUGAACAAAUUAUGAUGCGACCAGACGUCAGACCGAAUGGACAAAGUGCCCUAUCCGGAGCACAAUCUACUUUCAACCAAACGUUAACGGCCAAGACAUUUACAUUCAACUCCGUUUUUGACCAGACCGCUACCCAGUCGGAGAUGAUGGACAAGUCCGGUGUGGCCAAGGUUAUCGCCAUGGCCAUGGAAGGCUAUUCCACCACAAUUUUUUGUUAUGGACAGACAGGAUCGGGCAAGACUCAUACGCUUACCGGCCCUCCCCAUUUAUUCCAGGACAAACCGAACCCUUUUUCAGAAGAGCACGGUCUCAUCUAUCGGGCGUUUGUACACCUUUUCGACAGAUUAAAGGAAAACACUAAAUCGGAUUGCACUUACAUCAUUAAAGCUUCUUUCCUCGAAAUAUACAACGAAAAGGUGAUUGACUUACUCAACUUGAGUACUUUCAAGAAACCGCUGCAGGUGCGCUGGUCGAGAGCAUCGGGUGGUUUUUACGUCGAGAAUCUCUUCACAGUAGAAUGCGAGGAAUUCGACGAUUUGCUAGCCGUCCUCGAAGAAGGCAUGAGGAAUCGAGCUGUUGGCAGUCACGGGAUGAAUGAUUAUUCCAGUCGAAGCCAUACGAUUCUUACUGUUCACGUCAUCUCCGAAUUACAGGCUUCAGAAGAGGGAGUUUACCUGAGCAGACACGGAAAAAUUAAUUUUGUCGAUCUGGCAGGUAGCGAAAUGACCAAGAAAACCAACAGCCAGGGUAAAACUCUUGAAGAGGCCAACAACAUCAAUAAAAGUUUGAUGGUCCUAGGUUAUUGCAUAUCUCAGCUUAGCGAUCCCAGGAAGCGAAACGGACAUAUUCCUUACCGCGAUUCUAAACUGACCCAACUGCUGUCUGAUAGUCUUGCCGGCAAUGGCAUAACUUUAAUGGUGGCGUGCGUGUCUCCGGCACGAUCGAAUUUGUCCGAAACUCUCAACACGUUACGCUACGCUGCUAGGGCAAAACAUAUCCGCAACAAACCGGUCGUCGUCAUGGAUCCGAGGGAGGCAUUGAUUCUAAGUUUGAAACGGGCAGUGAUGGCGCUGCAGGAAGAAAAUGUCCAUUUGCGCAAUUUGAUCGAUUUGGAGAAAUCAUCAAGCCAACAGCCAGAACGGCCUCUAACAGCUGUAAUUAGAUCCUCAAGUACCGAACAAGUUUUACUGUCUGGAGCGGCAACGGAUACACCGAGAUUUAGCGAACUGCCAGCCCACGAGGCCCAUCAGUUACUGCACAGUUUAUUGCAAGAAAAUCGAGCCCUCAGGAAAGAGAACGCCGACCUCUACUCUUUGAGAGAAGCUCUGCUGAGGCAACAAGAAGCCGUCACCAAACAUAACGAACGUCUGAUCAAACAGAUUGAGGGCAAGCCUAUAAGAACAUCUCAACCCAUUAUGACGUUCCUGUCACCUGACGGGCCCAGUAAGAUUGAACCAACGAAUGGGGGAUCAGUCUCAGCCAGAACUUCUCCACUGCCUCAACUAAAACGUUCAAAUUCACUCACCUCAAUUUCUGGUCGAUCAUCCCUUGCUAAUCCACUUAGCCAGAGCGUCACUUUGCUUAAUCAGCAAUCACCCACCAUGGGUCUUAACGGCACCGGCAUCUUACCUAUGGAAGUAAGCAGAGAAAUGACGAAGCGCGGAUUCAACGCAAGUAAAUCCGCAGACUCUCGAACCAGUAACGAUAUUGCAAGGUGAAAGUUUGGAUAACGAUCGGGCAUCCCUUUCGCCUCCGCAGGUGUACGGACAUAGAAAGAAACUGACGGAUUUAAAAAUCGAUCUGAAUUUUGUGCCUAAAAAGAAUAAGGUCAACAAAAAUAUUAGUCUCCCCUCACCUAAUAAAAUUAGAGCAUCUUCUGAACAGCCGCGGAUUCGCGCAAUGAGUACUGGUACUCCUAACGGGACGGCGGGAAGGGAAUAUUAAAAGGCAAUUCGUUUCUUUUGUUUGAUGGCUGAAUUUCAAUAUUCGCCACGACUCGUGCAUUACGGGAUUAUGCUAAGAGCAAGAUCUGUAAUCCCAGCGUUGACAUUAUUGCUUGGCAGACAGCGUUCGCACCGGACAAAUAAAUCUUUCUUUUGACUGCCCUUA